AUGGACCUCGAGGAUAGAUCCUGUCGGAGCAACCUGAGACUCUGCGGCAUCCCUGAAGAGGUGCUGGAGGCGGGCCUACCCACCUUUGUCAACGGCUUCUUCAAGGCCUUACUACCAGACAUCCUGGUCAACAUGUUGCUGCUGUACCGUCUACACAGGGUCCCAAAGCCCAAACACAUUGCUGCCUCAUUACCUAGGGACCCUCUACUCAAGGCUCAUUAUUUUCAUGUGAAGGAGCUGAUCCUCCUCCGCAGCUGCACAGCUAAGGACUUACCACCAGAAUUCACCAAAGUGCGAGUUUUCGCGGACAUCUCUGCUGCCACACUGCAACACAGGAAGGCGUUCCAAAAAGUCACAGAGGUCCUCAGAGAGCACCGUAUACCUUAUCGCUGGGGAUUCCCUAUCCGCCUGAUCGUCACGCGCAAUGGCACCACCACAUUGCUCCUGUCGCUGAGAGUCCAGCAGACCCACCAUCUCCCAAACGCUUUGAAAGGGACUGGUCCCAAGCUUGAGUGCUGUCUGCAAGUAUUUAAUGCGCACUACCUACACGCACGCUGA
Messenger RNA from Pelobates cultripes (western spadefoot toad), 558 nucleotides. The record is from the annotation of a GenBank genome assembly. Lineage: Eukaryota; Metazoa; Chordata; Amphibia; Anura; Pelobatidae.